AUGGCACCACCUAGCCAUCCCCCAGGCAAUUUCGCUCCUCCGCCGCCUCCGCCCGUGUAUCCGGCCCACUACAACUCCUGGGGAGGCGCUUCGGCAGCCCGUCCUAGCUCUUCAAGGGAGCCCGUGUCCGAAAGUCCAGCUGUUGGGUGGAUCGAAGUUCCCGACACGUCACCCCUGGUCAAAGAGGGCUACUUCAAUGUGGCGCCGGUCGUGCAGUGGAGUGACAACAUUCAGACACUCUUGAGUAGCUCCAACAACAUCAUGUACGAUCUAGACAACGACGUGUUCGACACGAUGACCUUCAACCACGACGGGGAUUGGUCCGACUUCCCCGAGGUGGGUGCCGUCUUGCGGCAGAACGGCUAUGAAGAGCUCGCCAUCUGUGUAGCGAUCUGCCCGCCUAGAGCGCUGUGGGCUGUGGGCAUGGCCAGCAAGCAGCGCCAUCGGCUGCAAGCUGCGAGGCUCUCGAUGUGCUUGGCGCUAGCGGCCAAUGCCGAAUCCCUUCAGGAGGUCUUCUCCAGGAAUCCGGAGUUCCUAGACUUCUGCCGCAGUGCCAACAUCUCUGUGGAGGACUCGAUGCCCAACGGUGUUCGGCCGCCAGAACCUUCGGCACCGCCGACGAGCAAAAACAAGCGAAAAAGCAAGAAGCGCGAGUACACUCAAGAGGAGUGGGACGAGUGGAACGCGCAGAAUCAGAAGAAGCCCAAGGGGAACACCAACGGCCAUGCCAAUCAGGACUGGAAUGACCGGAACUGGAACGACAAGAACUGGAAGGACCAGGACUGGAAGGAUCAGGAAUGGAAGGACGCAGGCAAUGCGGAGAUGCAGGACGAUGGCUCGCCGUAUGAUCCGGAGAAGGAGCCGCAAAUGGCCCCACCUGUUGGCGUGGAGGAGGAUGCUGCCGCGGCUGAGGCAGAGGCAACGGAAGCGGCAGAAGCGGCAGAAGCCGCAGAAGCGGAAGCUGCGGAGGCGGAAGCCGCGGAGGCAGCUGCGGCGGCGGCCAUGACGGCCGAGGAGGAAGCUGAGGCAGUGGCUGCUGCCAAAGCCGCGGAGGCCGCGGCCUUACUCGAGGCCGAGCUAGCAGAGGCUGAGCGAGUUUCGGAGGAGAUGGCCCAGGAGGCUGAGGCGCAGGCAGAGCCAUCGCCACAGCGGCCGCUGGGUCUCGCGAAGAAAGCCCUGCAGACGCCGCAGCAGCCGGUUCCCCGCGACGAGCCACUUUGGCUCUGGCUCGACGAGCUGAACGACAAGCUGCAGGGCUACUCCCUGGGUGCCGAGACGCUUGCGCUUGCGUCGGAUGGCAGCAAAAGGAAGGGGCUCUACACCCAGGCAGACAAAGCCUUGCAGACGCUGCUUGGCGACGAGUCGGGCCAGAUCGUCUUCUUGGAUGACUCCGACUGGACCAAGUUCCCCUGCGUUGGCGAUGCCCUGAAAACACGGGGUGACAAGGAGGAGUGUUUCACAAUCGCCAUCUCGCCGGCUCUCUCCCUGUGGGGGAUCGGAGUUGGCAUGAAAGGCUGGGUGCGGCACAGGGCCGCAAAGAUCGCCUUGGCCACCGUGGUGGCGAUGCAGAAGUCGGAUGUCGGGGAGGAGGUCCCCGACUUCUCUUCAGCCCCAGCCGUCGCCGACUUCUUUGAGGAGGCGAGACAGGCCAAAGACACCAUGCUGUACUCGUGA
Molecule: messenger RNA, 1674 nt
Organism: Symbiodinium sp. CCMP2456
Lineage: Eukaryota; Dinophyceae; Suessiales; Symbiodiniaceae
Source: the annotation of a GenBank genome assembly